Pneumocystis jirovecii RU7 is the source of this 1731-nucleotide messenger RNA. RefSeq lists its product as uncharacterized. Lineage: Eukaryota; Fungi; Ascomycota; Pneumocystomycetes; Pneumocystales; Pneumocystaceae. The record is from RefSeq and is a predicted model, not a curated record. The coding region runs from base 1 to 1731 and encodes 576 amino acids. The transcript is spliced from 5 exons. Gene Ontology annotation, cellular component: Ino80 complex.
AUGAAUUCAGUAUUAAACUUAUCUCAAGAAGAACCAUCAGAACUUUCUUUUCCGCAUUUUUUAGGCGUUGAAGAAGCUAAAGAACGGAAUUUACAAUCAUAUACAUCUCGAGAAAAAAUGAACUCACAUUCUGCUCUUAAAACACAAUUUUUAAAGAAAAAAGAAGGAGAAUCUCUUUUACGCCGAGAUAUUCAAUAUAUGUUUUUGGAUUUGGUUGUAAAUAAUGAUCAGGAGGUUUUUACAUUGCCUCAAGGAGCAACACAUAAGAAGGUUACAUUUGGGGAGCUUUAUGUGACAUAUGUACGAAGAUCACCUAAGACGUCGAAGGUUUUGAGGGAAAAAUUAGAAAAUGACAAGACAUUGGCGGUGGCACUGGUUAUGGUAGCAUUGUUGAUUGGUAUGAUAUUGUAUUUUUUAACUGAUUCAGUCACACAUACUCAGACAAGAACAUAUAAUCCGAUUCCUUCACUUCAAGCGUAUUCAAAUGAUAAGGUCAAAGUACUGCAGGAUGCACCAAGACUUAAAGGGAUUCUUAAAUUUUAUAGUGAAGAUUUGCCAGAACAUUUAGCGUGGCAGUCAUUGCUUGAUGCACAAAAGUCUCAGCUUCGUCCAUCAACAAACCCUAUUAAUCUUAUUUUUAUUUUUGUUUUAUGUUCUACAAGGAUAUCGAGUUUACAUUUUAAUUCUUCAAUUGAUUUUAUUGACUUGUUCACUAAAGCCUCAUUUUCUAGUGAAUCAAGAGCAAAAGCUUUUCUUUGGUUGUGCUGGCAUUACUUAGAGACUGAUGGUAGUGCAGAAGUAGCUACGAAGAAUCCUUUCAGUAGUGGAAAUAAUGAAAAUCCUCUGAAUGCACCUAAUUUAGAUAUUAUAACAGAGGAAGAUGCUGCACUAGAAAAUAUUGAUACACCUAUGGAAUUAGAGUAUGCAGCUAAAAUGGCAGAAGAAAGAAAACGAUACCUUCAAGAAAAUGAAAAUUUAAAGAGCAAUUCUCAAGAUAUUUCAAAUAUUCGAAGAAAAAAUCGUCCAAAAGAGACAAAUAAGAAAGAAGAUGUUUUUUCUUCCCCUGAAAUCUCUAAACCACCCCCAAGCGUUGAAAAUCAAGAUGAAUGUUUCAAUAUUAUGACAAAAGAAGAUUUUCAAAAGAGUAUAUAUAAACUAAGAUAUAAUGAUUAUUCAUGCAUCAUAGGGCAAUUUAAACAACAGAUAAAGACAAAAAAAAGGAAGGAACAUGAUCCUUUUUACAAUUCAGGGGAUGAGGAAGGAAAUUAUACAUUACUUUCUGGUCAACAAGCCAAUUCUAAGUCAAAUAUAGUAGAGCAAAAAAAUCGAAUAAAAAAAGUCUCUAAACAGCAAUUUAAAAAGGGGAAAAAGAACUCAAAUUAUAAACAAAGAAAAGAAGGGGCUAUUCAAAAAGAAUGGAAAAGAUACUCUUCUUUUUCUCCUUUAGAGGAUUCUGACAAAGAAAGUGAAACAGAAUACGAUCAAAGUGAACAUAUAGUUGGUUUUUUAACUUCUCUUAAUCGAGCAUAUCAUAGAACAUCAAAAUCUAUUAACCAGAUGCGUAUUUUUGCUGGAAAGAAACCUUUUAACUGGGAAUUGCCUGAUUCUAAUCCAGAAAAAAAGCAUGAACAAAAAAAGAAAUUAUCUUCUGUUCAGGACUCUCCAGUAGAACAUCCUCAAGUAGGCGGUAAAACAUUAUCGAAUCUUAUACGAAUGGGUUAUUCUUUUUAA